This is a messenger RNA of Cucumis sativus (cucumber), 1603 nucleotides long. RefSeq names its product putative cyclin-A3-1. Gene Ontology annotation, molecular function: cyclin-dependent protein serine/threonine kinase regulator activity. Gene Ontology annotation, cellular component: nucleus; cytoplasm; cyclin-dependent protein kinase holoenzyme complex. The record is from RefSeq and is a predicted model, not a curated record. Bases 167 to 1288 code for a protein of 373 amino acids. The transcript is spliced from 8 exons. Gene Ontology annotation, biological process: mitotic cell cycle phase transition; regulation of cyclin-dependent protein serine/threonine kinase activity. Lineage: Eukaryota; Viridiplantae; Streptophyta; Magnoliopsida; Cucurbitales; Cucurbitaceae.
UCACUUUUCAAAACUCUGCAAAAAACUGGCGGUCAAUUCUCCUUACAAAGUCUCCCAUUCACAGCUCCUCCAACUCACCCCUCUCUUCUUCCAUCUCUCUUUCUCUCUUUCGUUUUCAAUUAUUCACCCUCAAGAACUAACACCCAAGGGCUGAGAUCAAGAUCCAAUGGCCGCCUCAGACAACUGUGCUCGUGUAACUCGUGCUUCCAAGAAGAGAGCUGCGGCGGCCGCCGUCGUCGAGGGUCAAUCUGCAAAUAAAAAGCGGGUGGUUCUUGGAGAGCUGUCCAAUGUUCAGAAUCUUAAUGCCUCGGUGGUAGGACAGAAGAGGAAGGCCAAGUCCCAGAUCACAAAAUGUAAGCCUAAGAAGAGAGCGAAGGUUGGUGUUGCUCCGACCAUCAAGACGACAGUUGUUUCUGAAGAUAAUGAACCUAAGUUGACUGUCGAUGAUCUUUUGGAUGACCCAGAGAUGAAGGGGCCUUAUUCCUCUGAUAUUUAUGCAUAUCUUCGCAAAAUGGAGGCGGAACCAAAAAGAAGGCCGAUUCCAAAUUACAUAGAGAAGAUUCAGACGGAUGUAAGUGCUAAUAUGAGAGGGGUCUUGGUUGAUUGGAUGGUUGAGGUAGCAGAAGAAUACAAGCUUGGCCCCGAUACUCUGUAUUUAUCCAUCUCAUAUCUUGAUAGGUUCCUCUCAAUGAACAUCCUCAGUAGGCAAAGACUUCAAUUGUUGGGGGUUUCUUCAAUGCUUAUUGCAUCGAAGUAUGAAGAAAUCACCCCUCCUCAUGUGGAGGAUUUCUGCUACAUAACAGAUAAUACUUAUAGAAGAGAUGAGGUUGUGAAGAUGGAGGCUGAUAUACUCAAGUCUUUGAACUUUGAAAUGGGAAAUCCUACUGCCAAGACAUUCUUGAGGAGGUUCACUAAUGUUGCUCAAGAGGAUUUCAAAAUACCAAAUCUACAGUUGGAAUUUCUGGGUUAUUACCUUGCUGAGCUGAGCUUGUUGGACUAUAAUUUCGUUAAGUUCUUGCCUUCUAUGGUUGCUGCUUCAGUUGUGUUUCUUGCUAAAUUUAUUAUCCGACCGAAGCUGCAUCCUUGGGGUCCAGGCAUACAACAAUACACAGGCUACAAGCCAGCUGAUCUAAGGCCAUGUGUUAUUCUGUUACAUGAUUUGUACAUGGCCAGAAGAGGAGGGUCUUUGAUAGCUGUGAGAGAAAAAUACAAGCUACAUAGGUUCAAGUGUGUUGCAAUGAUGCCUUCACCUCCUGAGAUCCCCUUUUCCUAUUUUGAAGAAGCUUAGAUUGGCACAUGAUUCUUUGAUAUAUUUUACUUGCUAAUUGAAGACAUGAUUUUGACCCUCUGCUGAUGGAUUGAAAGAUUUUUUUGGGAAGAUGGAAAUUGGGUUUCAGCUCUCCAGUAGGCUCUUUGGUGAUUUUUGUUCCUCAAAAAAUAGGACCCAUAUUGUUAAUAUUAGUUAAGUUGAAAGAUGUUUCUUUUGUUUUUGACAAGUUGGGCAUUUUGCAGUUGAAUUCCUUUUUACAUGUAAAUCGGCCGGUACUUCCAUAUGAAUAACAGUAAAGACUGCAUCCAUGGCUUUUUAUUUUCUUUUGAAAAA